CCCUAUUUUCCCAGUACUGAAUCUUUGGGGAGGAGGGAUCCUCUGCACAACUACGGCAGGAUAACGGCUGUACUUUUCGAGUAGCGCCGUUCGGGUCGAGCAGACGGCGGAGUCGGAGAGAGUCUAAACGGGGAGACUCAAAAAUAAGCGUCCAAAGGCGAUUAGCUAUGACGGAAGGAAACACUGGGGCUUCGUGAGAAUCUACGUAAAAAAAAAAAUAAGAGGAUGAGGAUUCCUCUGGUGUGGGCGCUGGGCGCUUGCCAGACUGGGUGAAGGCAGAUCCGAGAGCUGAAGAAAAACCCAGCCCCCGGGGCUGCAGAGUAGGACCUCCGUACAGGUUCACGCGGCCGUUGGCAAGGUGGAGCUUCCUGGCCCAUGGAGAAUUACUUCCAAGCCGAGGCCUUCAACCUGGACAAGGUGCUGGACGAGUUCGAGCAGAAUGAAGAUGAGACGGACACGUCAAUUCUCUCGGACGCUAAGUGGACACAGAUCCUGGCUCCACCCGCCCACAUGCUCUCCCUGAAUCCCGCUCUGGCCCACGCAGACAUCAGCCCCCGGGAGAGCCCGCUGCCCUUCAAGACCCUUCCCGACCCGUCCAGCACCUCCUCAGGACCCGACCCCAAAAGGUCGGCGGGUCCUGAGCAUCAACUCUGGGCGGAGGAGAGGCCGGCGGACGUCCACAGCCCGCCUCUCCCUCAGCCCAACAUCGGCAAGCUGGUGGGCGCCGACGACGUCUCGCCAUGCGGCAUUGUGGAGAACGGCUGCACAGGAUGCCCACAGACCGGUUCUCCUGCUGAGGUCCACGUUGGUAACAAGGAGGAACCUUCAUCAGUGGGCGGUGGAGGCUCUUGCUUCACGUUUGAGAUGGGAUUAGCAGAGGAACGGACUCUUUCUGAGGAUAAUCCUUCACAUGUGACUCAAAAUGGAGGAGAGUUGAAAGAUGAGAACCGUUCUGCUGUUUUGCAGGACUUUGAGCAGGAACAAAAAAGUAUAAAUUCUGAGGAGCUUGGAGGAAGUGUGAAUGGGAGUCAGAGUGUCCAGGCGGAGGUUGAGGAGAACAGUUUGUCUCCUCAUGGCAGGGACGGAGCGCAGGACGAGGAGGAGGGGAGAAAAUGCGCUGAAAAUGGACAAAUGGAGCAGAAAGUUAGAACUGGAAUCCUUCCUAACGGUCUGGAGAUGGAGAAUGGAAGCAGCUUAAAGGUCAACGAAGCGGAGGACACUGAGGACUUUUCUCCGUCUCCUGUCCCAUCCAAGGAGGACUCUGUGACCGAAGAGAAGGAGAUGGAGGAGAGCAAGCAGGAGCUGAGUGACGGCGGAGCGGCCGGGUCCGGCGGCGUCCAAACAAAACUGAACAACAGCCGGCUGCAGCCGGUGAGCGUUCCCUACGGAGGAGCGCGGCCCAAGCAGCCGGUCAGCCUCAAGCUGCAGAUCCCGCAGCCGCUGUCCGGCCAGGUCCAGAACCAGCUCAGCGCCAAGAACAAGAACAUGGACAGCCGCUGCUGCAGAGGCACGCCCACCGACCCGGCGCCAGGUGGGAUGGGCCAGAGUUCGCUCAAUGGAAAUGGAGGAACCCGCUCUCCGUCGCUGACGGCGUCUGAGAGUCCUGACAACGACCUUCAGGCCGGGCAGCAGGGGGCGCUGUGCAGGAAGGCCGCCAGCUCGCUGGGAGAGGUGGCUCCUGUGUGGGUGCCCGACUCGCAGGCCCCGGUCUGCAUGAAAUGUGACGUCAAGUUCACCUUCACCAAGAGGAGGCACCACUGCAGGGCCUGCGGCAAGGUGUUCUGUGCAGCGUGUUGCAGCCUGAAGUGUAAGCUGCUCUACAUGGACAGGAAGGAGGCCCGCGUUUGUGUCACCUGUCAUUCUGCCCUGACAAACGUUCAAUCAGCGGAGACGCCAGCUACUGCAGUCAAUCAGAGUCCAAACCCGAACAACCCGGCGGAGUACUGCUCCACCAUCCCCCCCCUGCAGCAGGCGCAGGCGUCCGGGGUCCUCAGCUCGCCGCCCCCCACUGUCAUGGUGCCCGUGGGAGUCCUGAAGCAAUCCGGCAAUGAAGGCUCCCUGUCGCGGGACCAGAGGAGGGUUUGGUUUGCCGACGGGGUUCUUCCAAACGGAGACGCAGCAGAAUCCUCCAAACCGCCGUCUUCCGGCUCGGCAUCCUCGCGGUCACGGGUCGCCUCCACCUGCUCCAACAAGGCCGCCACGCCGGAGGCCUCAGAGGUGGCCCAGACCCCCGCUGCGCCAGCGGGCAGCCCCGUGGGCAGCUCCCUCAGCCUGAUCCCGGAGGACGGGCUCCCUCCCAUCCUCAUCUCCACCGGAGUCAAAGGAGGUACGGGAGGCCACAUCACAGAUUACGCCGUGGAGGAGAGACCUUCGGAGAUCAUCCUCAUGCAGCAGUUGGAGGAGGGAGGCCUGGACCCCCUGGUGUUCGUGCUCAAUGCUAACCUGCUAGCCAUGGUCAAGCUAGUCAACUAUGUCAACAGGAAGUGCUGGUACGUGACGACUAAAGGCAUGCACGCCGUCGGCCAAGCCGAGGUCGUCAUUCUGCUCCAGUGUCUACCCGACGAGAAAACCAUCCCCAAAGACAUCUUCACACACUUUGUGCAGCUCUACCAAGAAGCCUUAAGCGGCAACGUGCUGAGCCACCUGAGUCACUCAUUCUUCACCCAGAGCUUCCUGGGCAGCAAGGAGCACGGCGGCUUCCUCUACAUCAGCCCGUCCUUCCAGUCGCUGCAGGACCUGCUGCUGCCCAACCCGCCCUACCUCUUCGGUAUCCUCAUCCAGAAGUGGGAGACGCCGUGGGCCAAGGUCUUCCCGAUCCGCCUCAUGUUGCGGCUGGGAGCAGAGUACCGAUUUUAUCCGUGUCCACUGUUCAGCGUUCGCUUCAGGAAACCUCUAUUUGGAGAGACCGGGCACACCAUCAUGAAUCUGCUAGCAGAUUUCCGUAACUACCAGUACACUCUGCCGGUGGUGAAAGGUCUGGUUGUGGACAUGGAGGUGAGGAAGACGAGCAUUAAGAUCCCCAGCAAUCGAUACAAUGAGCUGAUGAAGGCCAUGAAUAAGUCCAACGAGCACGUUCUGGCCAUGGGGGCGUGUUUCAACGAACGGGCCGACUCCCAUCUGGUCUGCGUCCAGAACGACGACGGGAACUACCAGACGCAGGCCAUCAGCAUCCAUCAUCAGCCUCGCAAAGUUACUGGAUCCUGCUUCUUUGUUUUCAGUGGUGCGUUGAAAGCCUCGUCCGGUUUCUUGGCUAAGACCAGCAUAGUAGAAGAUGGUGUGAUGAUCCAGAUCACCGCAGAGACCAUGGACUCUCUACGGCAAGCCCUGAGGGACAUGAAGGACUUCACCAUAACCUGCGGAAAGGCGGAGCAGGAGGAGAACCCGGAGCUCGUCCACAUCCUGUGGACUGAAGACGACCAAAACUUCAACAAAGGCGUCAUCAGCCCGAUCGACGGGAAAUCCAUGGAGUCCAUCACCAGCGUGAAGAUCUUCCACGGCUCCGAGUUCAAAGCCAACGGCAAAGUCAUCCGCUGGACCGAGGUGUUCUUCCUGCAGAGCGAGGACCAGCCCAGCGGGCUCAGCGACCCGGCCGACCACAGCCGGCUGGUGGAGAACGUGGCGCGGGCGUUCUGCAUGGCGCUGUGUCCGCACCUCAAGCUUCUGAAGGAGGACGGCAUGGCCAAGCUCGGCCUGAGGGUCACGCUCGACUCCGACCAGGUGGGUUACCUGGCAGGAAGUAACGGCCAGCCCCUCCUCCCUCAGUACCUGAGCGACCUGGACAGUGCCCUGAUCCCCGUCAUCCACAACGGGGCGUGUCAGCUGAGUGAAGGCCCCGUCGUCAUGGAGCUCGUCUUCUACAUCCUGGAGAUAAUCUCCUAGGAGACACAAACACUCGCAGACUUCUUCUUUCUUUCUUUUUUAGCACCAUCUCACAGCCUGGUCCUCCUCCCAUCUCCCUCCAACCAUUCGCGCCUCAAAAAGAACCAGAAAACUGUGCCGGUCCAGUCCAGGUAGCAUUCCUCCAGUCCAACCUAUGCAUCCUCCGCCGUCUGCUUCCAUCCAGAGGUGAAGCUCAGAGCAGAGAGUCUGUCCUGACCGCCACGCUCUGGCCUCCGAAGGGUUAAAUUCAUAAACACCCGAGUGAAGUUCGCCCCGCCACCUUCUUCAAAUCUAAACAAGUUGGUGUCAAACUUUUGUGCUGCAAAACGUUUCAUUGGUGCCGCUAUCAAUUUAAAGAUUUUAACAAAUGUUUCCAGAGGUCAUGAAAGGUCAACCAGCCAACUCCUUCAAGUCAGACUAAAUUUUAUGCCAAUCAUCUCGGCUGGAUUAGUGCAGCAAAAAUGUUACGUUUGUGCUCUGGUGGUUUGACAAAGGAGAUUUUUUACCACCACCACCAAAAAAAGAGAAAUUUGUAGAAAUGUGAUGAUUUAGAAGUAAAAUCUGCCGGAUUUAAUGUUUUAAUCACUAAUUCAGCCUCUGGAUGCUCUAUAGAACCGUAAUGCUGCGGUUGCAGCUGCAGAUAUUUUGGACAUAAGCACAGAUUUCAUAUUGGACAGAGGAGCAUCUCUGCACAUCAGGUUUCACGUUUCACCACGUGACUUUGACUGGGCCGUUUCGCCACAAUGUUUUAACAGUGGGGUGUUUUUAGGUUCCAGGUUCGAUCUCACUGCAAAAACACAGAAUCCGACCAAUUAUCUGUUAGUUUCCAGUGCGAAUAUCUUAGACUUGAAAUAAGGUGGAAACUAAUUUACAAGUAACUUUUCAGCAAGAUGUACAAACUUCUGUUAAGUCAAAUAAUCUCCCAGUGAAACUAACACUUGCCUGGGGGCCAAAUCUGGCCCUCCAUAAGUUACUGUGUGGCCCCCCAAACUCUCGCAAGACAUAAGAAAAAAUAAUUGUGUGCUUAAAUAUUGUUUUGUCAAUGUAAUUUUUUAUCGUCAACCUGUUAUAAUUUUUCAUGUAAAAAUCAACAAAUCCCCAAAUAUUUUCGUCCUAAUGCAUAACUGUGAGUUAGUUUAUUGCAAAUUUUCAUUUAAAAAAAUGACAAAAAAAGGGUUUAAGUGACAACUGUCACCAGCAGGUGUCAGUGUUGUCUUUCUUUACUUUAUGUCCAGUUCCAGUAGGAAAGUAAUAUUUAGUAUACGCGCAAAUAUUUCUAAAUUAGCAUUAAAAAAUGAGCUUUUUGAUGUCAUUAAAAAAAAUCACAAAACGCUGGAAGACAUAAAAAAAUGAACUUAAUAGCUGUGUGAUGAUAUAAUUAGUUUGAGGCUUUCGGUGUGGCGUUUCGGACAGACCCGACGGCUCCUCUGCUUCUUAUCGGACGUUUGCUCCGAUGUCACUGUGUCAGCCAGAUGAAGCGAUGCAUUCUGGGUAAAAACCUGCCUCUGUGUAGCACGGAUGCUGCUGAAGGAAUCGUUGGAGGUGGAGGACGGUGCGUUCGUGAGGAGAGACAUGUUUUUUUUCGCACCAUGGUGCUCAGUGCCUGCAGCAGAGCGUCGUCAAGGGAAGAAGAUUCGUCAGCUAAACUUUAAGCUUUACUCAUCGUCACCAAAUUCUGCAUAGACUUGUAUAUAUUUUUUAAAGUGGAGCCAUUUCUUCCCUACGCUAUUGUCUGUGUCCUCAUACAAAACUUCUAAAGGUCCCGCCGUACUUCAGCUGCAUUUCAUUUAGUCUUUUCAAAUUAUGCGAACAACUGUUAAAAAUGUAUAAACAUAUACAGUAUAUAUAUAUAUAAAGAGAUAUAAAAACUAAUUGCAGAAGCAGUGCACUGGAGUCUAAGCCAUUUAAGUUGAGCGCCGCGUUCUGGGAGGAAAAGGUAAUUUCAGAAAUUCACUGACUGAUCCGAGGCUGAAUGUAUCUCCGCUCCGCGUUCUGCUUCCUUCCAAAACACCCCGAAAUCAAAAUCUCUGCAGCUCCGGAGACGCUCCAGCCGUUCGCAGUGCAGCUACGCAGAGAUCGGGUCCGUCCAGCGGCGGCUCGGACCUGCGGAUGAAAACUACGAAUGUAUUCUUCCCGUUUCCGUUUCCCCGCCAACAGAGAAAAAAAAAAAGAAAUCAAAAGUCUGUACAGUAAUCAUUCAGUGUGACAUUCUCCAUCUACUCGUGAGAUUCUUCUCAUCUGUUGAAUCAAAACGUUUGACAAUCUGUUGAAAAUCUGCAGAAGAGCCAACAUUUCCCAUUAGAAACGGAUCAUUUCUUUCCAUCAGGUGUUUUAGGAGGUUCUGUAAUCGUGAUAAAAAGGUGAAACAAUCGCCACUUCCUGGUUGACUUCCUGUGAUCGUCAUUCGGUUUCAUGCUGCCCCAAAACAAACCGAUUCUUCCCCCCGCCCCCCCGAGUCUUCGUUUACAGUGACGUCUUCAGAUAUGUGCAAUAUGUCAGAAAUCCCCGACGCUAAAGGUGCAAUUUGACCAGAAAAGUAGCAUUUUGUUUCUGUUGUAAAAA
Xiphophorus couchianus (Monterrey platyfish) is the source of this 6441-nucleotide messenger RNA. RefSeq names its product zinc finger, FYVE domain containing 9a (gene zfyve9a). The record is from RefSeq and is a predicted model, not a curated record. Gene Ontology annotation, biological process: endosomal transport. The coding region runs from base 376 to 3879 and encodes 1167 amino acids. NCBI's taxonomy places the organism in Eukaryota, Metazoa, Chordata, Actinopteri, Cyprinodontiformes, Poeciliidae. Gene Ontology annotation, molecular function: metal ion binding. Gene Ontology annotation, cellular component: early endosome membrane. The transcript is spliced from 19 exons.